Prunus armeniaca (apricot) is the source of this 513-nucleotide messenger RNA. NCBI's taxonomy places the organism in Eukaryota, Viridiplantae, Streptophyta, Magnoliopsida, Rosales, Rosaceae. The record is from the annotation of a GenBank genome assembly.
AUGUUGCCUUUUGUUUUGGCAGCCAAAUACCAAAACCCCCCUUUCUACCCAUCUUGUUUCCGCUGCACCAAUAGUGCUCACGGAGUGGGUGCUAGCAAGGAAGGGCCCGUGCCAUUGUCUAGGUUUCUUCCUUCGUUGAUUUGCUCGAGCUGCUGGAAAGGUACACGCAUCUUGGGCAUAGGUAGGUGCUGGAAACCCUUGACAUUUGCUGCUGGGAACCUUCAAACCCUUCAGUCUUCUAACUUAGACUUUGGUAAUAACUCUGCCAACUCUGGAGUGAGACUCUUACUUGUCAUGAGCUUGAACUUUAAAUUGCAUGUACCUAUUAUGGCAUCCUGUGACCCACCAUUUAUCAUAAGGGAUCAUCUUUACUCCGUAGAUGACAGGUUGAAGAGAGGGAGACCACCUCCUUUGCUUAAGGGCGCCGACGAGGAUGUAAUUAUUGAUGAAGAACCAGCGCCAGAAGCUACUUCAGUGAUCGACCCUGCAUCCGUAUCAAGGUGUGCUGCAUAG